Messenger RNA from Lodderomyces jiufengensis, 1131 nucleotides. RefSeq names its product homoisocitrate dehydrogenase (gene LYS12). Gene Ontology annotation, molecular function: NAD binding; isocitrate dehydrogenase (NAD+) activity; magnesium ion binding. The coding region runs from base 1 to 1131 and encodes 376 amino acids. Gene Ontology annotation, biological process: isocitrate metabolic process; tricarboxylic acid cycle. The transcript has a single exon. The record is from RefSeq and is a predicted model, not a curated record. NCBI's taxonomy places the organism in Eukaryota, Fungi, Ascomycota, Pichiomycetes, Serinales, Debaryomycetaceae. Gene Ontology annotation, cellular component: mitochondrion.
AUGUUAGCUGCUAGAUCAUCAAUACGUCGUUGUUUUUCAACUUCUUCACCUGCUUACAAAACUUUAAAAAUUGGCUUAAUUCCCGGUGACGGAAUUGGUAGAGAAGUUAUACCAGCUGGUCAAAAAGUAUUAGAAAAUUUACCUUCAAAAUAUGAUUUAAAUUUUGAAUUUGUUAAUUUAGAUGCUGGAUUUGAGUUAUUUAAAAAAACCGGUACUGCAUUACCAGAAGAAACCGUUGAAAUUUUAAAAAAUGAAUGUGAUGGUGCAUUAUUUGGAGCUGUAAGUUCACCAACCACAAAAGUUGAAGGUUAUUCUUCACCAAUUGUUGCAUUGAGAAAAAAAUUAGGAUUAUAUGCUAACGUUCGUCCUGUUAAAUCAGUUAAAGGGAUAGGUAGACCAGUUGAUAUGGUGAUUGUACGUGAAAAUACUGAAGAUUUAUAUGUUAAAGAAGAAAAAACUUAUACAAAUGAAGAUGGUACAAAAGUUGCUGAAGCUAUUAAAAGAAUUACUGAAACUGCCUCAAAAAGAAUUGCCAAGAUGGCUUAUGAAAUUGCUUUACAAAGACAAGCUAUUAGAGAAGCUUCUUCUGGUGAACAACUUCAUUCAAAACCAUCAGUCACAGUAACUCACAAAUCAAAUGUUUUAUCACAAUCCGAUGGAUUAUUUCGUGAAUCAUGUAAAGCAGUAUGUACUGAGAAUCAAGAUAAAUAUUCAAGCAUCGAUCACAAGGAACAAAUUGUUGAUUCAAUGGUUUAUCGUAUGUUUAGAGAACCAGAAAUUUUUGAUGUUGUUGUUGCUCCAAAUUUAUAUGGUGAUAUUUUAAGUGAUGGUGCUGCAGCUUUAGUAGGUUCAUUAGGAGUUGUACCAUCAGCCAAUGUUGGUGAAACGUUUGCAAUUGGUGAACCAUGUCAUGGAUCAGCUCCAGAUAUUGAAGGUAAAGGAAUUUCAAAUCCAAUUGCUACUAUAAGAUCAACUGCUUUAAUGUUGGAGUUUAUGGGUUAUCCAGAAGCUGCCGCUAAAAUUUAUGAAGCAGUUGAUGCCAAUUUAGCUGAAAAUAAAAUUAAAACUCCAGAUUUAGGUGGAAAUUCAUCUACACAAGAAGUCAUUGAUGACAUUAUUAAAAGAUUUUAA